UCCAGAUCUCCCCAAGCUUUGCCUCGGGCAGAGAGUGGUGUCACCUACCGUGCAGCGGGGUUAGCCCCCUCACUCAGCCCAGCCCACCAUGGAGAACAAAGAUGAGGUCAGUGACACAGACAGCGGCAUCAUCCUGCAGUCCGGUCCCGACAGCCCUGUGUCCCCACUGAAGGAGCUGACGCGGGCCGUGCGCAAGCAACAGGAGGCACUGGAGGCGCGUCUGGAGGCCUGCUUGCAAGAGCUGAGGAAGCUGUGUAUGCGUGAGGCGGAGCUGACAGGCACACUGCCUCAAGAGUACCCGCUCAAGCCUGGAGAGAAGCUGCCCAAGGUCCGACGGAGGAUAGGCGCUGCUUACAAGCUGGAUGACCUGGCCUUCCACAGAGAGGACCCUCUGAGCAGCCUGGAGGGGGCAUUGGUCCUGCAGCAGCAGAUCACCGAAGCUGCCCGUCACCUCUACCACGAGGAGAACCUCAGCAAGCAGGUCCGCCGGCGGCGCAAGCAUGCCGUCCUGCAGGAGGAGAAGAAGCUGCAGGAGCUGCGGCGCUGUCUCAGCGAGAGGCGCCCGAGUGGCGGAGGCGGUCCCCUGCCUCCUGGCCCCCUGAGGAGAGUAGAGUUGAGCGCCUCUGACGACAGCUCCCUCUCUGAUGCCAUCCUGCUAGAAGAGGAGGAAACCCGGGUGCCACCCCCAGAACCCUCAGUGCCCCCGGCAUCCCCGGUGCCCCCCUCCCGGCCCCUCCCGCCCCAGAACCUGGAGGGGCUGCAGCCCGUCCGGCCGGAGUCCGGUGGGUCCGAGCGCUCCCCCAUUCAGAACAGCCCCUGGAAGGAGACCAGCCUGGACCACCCCUAUGAGAAAGCCAAGAAGUCAUCAUCAGAGACCAGCAGCGAGGCCAGCAGCCCAGCCACCACUCCCCAGGACGGACCCAGCGUACCCGAGUUGUGUGUGCCGGAACCUGCUGCGUACCACGUGGUUCACGUGCGGGGCGUGCCUGGGCAGCGGCAGGGCCGGGCAAGUGCCCCCUCCACGCCGGAGAUGCCCGGGAGGAGAGGGUCGGCGCAGUGUCUCAGGGCGGACUCGAUCCGGGAUGGCCCUGAAGGCCGAGGCCGCAGUUCCUUCCCCCGCCGCCGCCCGACCCACUAUACGGUGACUGUGCCCGACUCCUGCUUCUCGUCGGCCAGGCCGCCGCUAGCCCGGCCCAUCCGGCCCUCCGGCGCCGAGGACAGCGGCUCCGAGGUGUCCAGCCUCACCUACGUCUGCUCAGCCGGUCGCGGCAGCCCGGACAUCUUCCUGCGCCCGGGCCCGCCCCCGCCGGAGCGGCCUCGUGGUCCCCGCUACUGCUCCACACUGCUGCUCCCCCGUGGGCACCUGCCUGCUGGUGGCUACGUGGUGCUGGCCGAGGGCUGCCUGCCGGAGUCCGGCUGGGAGCGAUACCUCCCGGGGCCCCGCGACCCCCGUAUGGAUGGGGACGGCGCCCCCGUACGCUACCAGCGACUGGUGCCGUCCCACAGCCGGAUCGUGCGGACCCCCUCGCUGAAGGACUGCCCCACGGCAGCCGGCCGGACCCCCAGCAAGGCUGCCGUGUCCGAAGAACUCAAGUGGUGGCACGAGCGGGCGCGGCUACGAGGCUCCCGCCCUCACUCCCUGGAUCGGCAUGGGGCGUUCCGCAACCGCUGCUUCCCCGUGGGCCGGGAGAGCUUGGGGCGAGGCCCAGGGCCUCAGGCACAGGUGCCCACAGUCUGUGUGCUGCGGAGGUCACCUGAUGGCUUCCCUAUGCAGGUGUUCCUGCCCGAGAACGGGGAGAUCAUCAGCCAGGUGUGAUGGUGCCGCUCUCCUGAACUGCCGGGCCCCUCCAGCCAAGCCCCCGGGCCUCACCACCAGGUCUCUGGUAAUCCCACCAGUGGGCUGGACCCCAGAUUUCAGGAGGGGGCAGCUGGCCAGGGCCCGCUAUCUGCCCCCUGAAUCUCCUUCAGCUCUCCAACCCCCAUUGCAGGUCAAUGAUUGGGAGCUAAGGCCUCCUUCCCUUUCCCAUCCCUCCCUCCUUCCCGCCUCCAACCCUCCCUUCUCUUUCCUCUCCCUCCCACUGGGGACAGCUGUGUCGAGUACUUGCUUGUUGUUCUCCUGUAUCUUCAGCAUUGGGAAUUUGGCCCCCUGGGUCCUGAUUCUGCCUACCCACCCACCUCCCACCUGCCUACUUCUCUGCUCUGCCACCUGGGCAGCAGAGCCAGGGAUGAGGGAGCUCAGGAUUGAGAGGACCCAGGUCCUGAGUUUGGGGCCCCAUUCUGCAACCCCGGCAGCACUCCAUAGCUAACACUGCCAUCUCUAACGUUGGGCUGUGGUGGAGCAUGGGACCCAGAUAGGGGUCCUUCUGUCCCUCAUCUGAUUCUGAGUCCUCCAAGGGGAUGGUGGCGGGGGGUAGGAGGUGCGAGGAGCACCUGGAGAGUGGGUGGUUAUCAGUCAGU
This is a messenger RNA of Tachyglossus aculeatus (Australian echidna), 2457 nucleotides long. It is a transcript of the gene INAVA, whose product is annotated as innate immunity activator. Gene Ontology annotation, biological process: positive regulation of protein ubiquitination; adherens junction maintenance. NCBI's taxonomy places the organism in Eukaryota, Metazoa, Chordata, Mammalia, Monotremata, Tachyglossidae. The record is from RefSeq and is a predicted model, not a curated record. Bases 89 to 1816 code for a protein of 575 amino acids. The transcript is spliced from 9 exons.